GAGGCUCACCUCUUUUGUUGUGUUGUGCUAAUCGUCCAAGAUGGCGGCUGAUUCGCAGAGUCGGAAAAUGGCUGCGACCUUAGAAAGUUUCUAGAUCAGCUAAAAAAUGUAUUACUUCGCUUUAGAUCCUAAGGAAAAUGGAUGGGAUGAAGUAUCAUUGUGAUGUGUGCUUAGCAGAUUGCUCCGGUUUGCGAAUAAGAUGUGCAGAUUGUGCUGAUUUUGAUCUUUGUUUGCAGUGCUUCAGUUCUGGAUCAGAAAUGGGUGAUCACAAGAAAGAUCACGGCUACCAAAUAUUUGAUAAUGGAACAUUUCCAGUUCUUUCAGAGGAUUGGACUGCAGAAGAAGAAAUUUUAUUAUUAGAUGGCGUUGAACAACAUGGAUAUGGAAAUUGGGAUGAUAUUGCUGAUCACAUUAGCACAAAGACUCCUGAAGAAAGCAAGGAACACUACGAUGAUAUGUUUUUAACAAAAAACAUCGGAAAAGUCACUGUUGCUAGAGGCUUGAAUGACAUUAGUGACCAUACAUUAGAUAAUGGUGAGCUAGCCCAGUGUUUGGCAAAUCCCCCAGAAGCGUUGGAAUUACCUGUUGCGGAGCAACAAGAGCUUGGAUACAUGCCAAAUAGAGAUGAUUUUGAAAGGGAAUAUGAGAACGAUGCAGAGCAGUUAAUAAGAUCUCUCGCUUGCAACAGAGAUGACGAUGAACUCGAAACUUCGUUAAAAAUUGCACAUGUUGAUAUGUAUUGGAGAAUUUUAAAAGAAAGAGUUCGGAGAAAAAGUGUUGCAAGAAAUUAUGGUUUGAUUACGAGUAAACACAAACUUAUAGCAUCUCGACGAAAAUUAAGUAAAGACGACAGGGAUUUCAAAGAUAAAGUUAGGGUUUUUGGCCAGCUGAUAUCAUUUCCAGAUUGGGACGAAUUCAUCAGCAAUAGAAUAAGAGAGAAAGAAGUAAAGUCAAGAAUAAAGGAGCUAUCGAGAUAUCGCAAGAGUGGAAUAAAAAAACUAAAUUCUUGUCAGGAAUUUGAUGAUCUCCGUUUUAAGAGGGAAAAGGUUAAAGAAAAUAGAAGGAAAAUGCAUGUGACGUCUCCUCCAAGAACCACAAAGGUUUCUGGAAAUAAGAAAAACUCAACUCCAGAUGAAGAGAAAGCCCCUGUAAAAGCUUCUAAUGAUCAAGAUUUUUUAUCAGAAACCCUUUUCAAAGAUUCAAUGAAGAACGACACAUGCUAUCAACUUCUUUCGGACAAAGAAAAACAAUUAUGCUGCAGUUUGAAGAUGAAGUGUACUCGCUACGUUACCAUCAAAGGAAUUUUACUAAAGGAUUACGUCGCACGGAAACAUGGCAUACAGUCAAAAACGCGAUAUCCACCGAACUUAACGAAACAGCAACGAAGAACAAUCGUCGAGUUUCUGAAUGAAGCCGGCUGGACAACUGAACAAAAACAGUGAUUUGUCAACUUAAUCUGGUUUUACAAACUAUAUUUCUAGGGUUAAGGAUAGGCCUGUAUUUGUAUGUAACUCAAACUUGAAAAACUGUAUAACAAUUUACAUAUGCCCUGUAAACGGUAAUAGAAUUGUCAAAUAUUUAUUAUUGCGAUACC
Molecule: messenger RNA, 1594 nt
Organism: Rhopilema esculentum
Lineage: Eukaryota; Metazoa; Cnidaria; Scyphozoa; Rhizostomeae; Rhizostomatidae
Product: transcriptional adapter 2-beta
Biological process (GO): chromatin remodeling; regulation of transcription by RNA polymerase II
Cellular component (GO): SAGA-type complex; nucleus
Molecular function (GO): chromatin binding; zinc ion binding; transcription coactivator activity
Source: RefSeq, a predicted model, not a curated record